Molecule: messenger RNA, 291 nt
Organism: Mesorhabditis belari
Lineage: Eukaryota; Metazoa; Nematoda; Chromadorea; Rhabditida; Rhabditidae
Source: the annotation of a GenBank genome assembly
AUGACGAUCGUUAAACUGACCGACGCGGAAAGGCAAGAGAAAAUCGAGCCAUUGUUGGGAAAAGGAUGGGCGAUGGUUGAGGGAAGGGAUGCCAUUGAGAAAACAUUCAAAUUUAAGGAUUUCAAUGAGGCUUUCGGUUUCAUGACACGAAUCGCGCUAAAAGCGGACAAAAUGGACCAUCAUCCCGAGUGGUUCAACGUCUACAAUACGGUGCGAAUCCUCUUGGCUACUCAUGAGUGCAGCGGGCUAAGCAGUCGCGAUGUUGAACUCGCAAAUUUCAUUGAGAAACUU